Molecule: messenger RNA, 846 nt
Organism: Carassius auratus (goldfish)
Lineage: Eukaryota; Metazoa; Chordata; Actinopteri; Cypriniformes; Cyprinidae
Product: perforin-1-like
Exons: 2
Coding region: 109-549 (146 amino acids)
Biological process (GO): immunological synapse formation; T cell mediated cytotoxicity; defense response to virus
Cellular component (GO): membrane
Molecular function (GO): wide pore channel activity
Source: RefSeq, a predicted model, not a curated record
GGCUUGUAAACAGGCCAACACAAACUUAACACUGAUACCCAUGAUAUUUCAUCAUCACCUGAUCACGUACUGGAAGAUGGUACUGGCUUUAUAAAGGGGGUGAAAAUCAUGAACCACUCAUACGGAAUCCAAUACAAGCGAGCCAUGGCAUUAUUUAAUCAUCUUGGGCUGGUGUCUCUGGCCAUGCUGAUGCUGGUGUCUCAGCUGGACUUCACUAGUGCUGCUGUUCGGGUGUUUGGCUUACAUGCCAGCAGCCUCUAUGGUGAUCCUGCUGGAAACGAUCCUGAUCCAUAUGUUAAGGUCUGGUGUGGCUCUCAUUUUGGAGGGAUGUCAGAAUUUCAAAGGGAUGUUGCUAAUCCUUCAUGGUCUGCCGAGUUCAACUUUCUAAAUUGCAAGGCAAAUCAGGACCUGAAAUUUGAGGUGUGGGACAAAGACUUGAUUUAUGAUGACCACUUGGGCACAUGUGUAAGACAGGUGCAAAAGGGGACUUUCACCGGUAAUUGUCAUCUGGAUAAUGGAAUCCUGUUUUAUAGCUUUGAAGCAAAAUAAAUCUAUUCCAGACCAGCAUCUUGUAAAGCUGCUAUGAAAUAAACCUACACUGCAACAAGCCUGAUAUUAAUAAAAUAUGUUUUGCAUUGAUAUUUGUUCAUCGAAAUCUGCUGACAUACUUUUCUUCUUAAGGGAAAUGCUUUAAUUAUUGCUAACAUAAUAUACAAAUAAGUGUCUUAAAUCAUAGUUCCCUCUGUUUUUCAUUACAUUGAGGAAAUAAAGUUUAUCAGGCUGUUCAGAGUAAAGAAAUAUGGAAGCUUGUUUCUGAAUAAACAAUAAAAAAAUUUAAAAAGGUCA